AUGACAUUAAAUAAGACGAAACUAGCAAAGGAUAUUCGUUUGGAUAGACAUAGUGCAAACCCAAAAAGUUCUGCAUAUGGUGAUAAAUCAGGUGUAAAAGGAGGAUCAGGCCUAUAUAAUUGGGGUAAUGAAACUAAAGACAAUGAAGAAAUUUUAGAGAGGAGAGAGGUUGAUAGUCAAGACCCAAUUUAUGAUAGUGAUGAAGAGACUAAGAAAGAGAGAACGGCUAAACAUAUAAAAGGAACUAAUAUAAACUAA
This is a messenger RNA of Cryptosporidium muris RN66, 258 nucleotides long. RefSeq lists its product as uncharacterized. The transcript has 2 exons. The record is from RefSeq and is a predicted model, not a curated record. The coding region runs from base 1 to 258 and encodes 85 amino acids. NCBI's taxonomy places the organism in Eukaryota, Apicomplexa, Conoidasida, Eucoccidiorida, Cryptosporidiidae.